UCGUCACGGUCCUAGAGUCGUGUCCCUUUUGUUUUCUUCGCGUAUCUCGCGAGAUUUGGUUCGAGGCUGCGCAUUUCUUGAGAAAAAAUUUACUACGAUAUGUGACGUCACUUUUUACUAUACAGCAGCCGACAAUGCGGUCAAAACAGGUAAUAUUUUUUAUUUUAAUUUUUAUCUUCAACUAUUUGCUAAGAUCACUUAAUACCAAAUAAAGUCACAAAUGAAAAUGGUCAAAUACACGUUUAAACCCAAAAUUUAAGAAUAUAACAGGGGUUGUCUCCUUUGUUGACAUCCAGUCAAUGAAAGUCAUGUGAUCUGAUUGGAAUGUUUAAGGCCAAACAAAGAUAAUUUUUAGUUACAAGAAGUAAAGUUCCUUAUAGCCUUUUUAUUUUGUUUUUGUGUUUUUGUUAGGUUAAUCCCACGUCAAAAAAGAAAACAUACAGGUUAUAUUCUCCAUCAGCUCUAACAAAUGCUUAUAGAAUGGUGAAAGAAAAUCAAAUGUCAGUGAAAAAGGCAUCAAAAAUAUUUCAAGUGCCAGACACCACUCUAAGAGAUAGAGUUCUUCAAAAAGUGGAUCCUGAGACAGCAGUUUUUGGGAAGAGCCCAGUGCUGGAAUGCUUUGAAGAGGCAAACCUAGUUCAACAUUUUAAGACGAUGGCAGCUUAUGGGUAUGGUUACACCCGACAGGAGUGUGUAAAUAUUGCAUCUGAGUAUGCUGUACACCUUGGGAAGAGAACUAUGGAUAAACCAUUUACCAUGAAAUGGAUGAGGGGGUUCCUUAAAAGAUGGCCAGAACUAAAAGUGUUAAAGCCAAGAGGGCUUGAACAUGCCCGAGCGAAGAUGGCAUCAAAAGAAACAGUUGCUGGGUACUUUAAGAAUCUUGAAAAAACCCUUUCAACACACAACAUGCAUGACAAGCCUCAUUUGAUUUACAAUGUAGAUGAAAAGGGCAUAUCAAUUGAUCACAAACCCCCUUCAGUUGUGAGUGAUUCAACAUACUGCCCACAGGCUGUCACAUCUGGUCGGGGGAAAACUAUUACCAUUCUUGGAGGAGGAAGUGCCAGUGGGGUUGCCAUACCACCAUUUUUUAUUUUCCCAGGGAAGCGGAUGAGACCAGAGUUAUUAAAUGGGGCAUCUCCUGGAACCAGUGGGACUGUGAGUGAAACAGGUUGGUCAAAUGGUGUUAUAUUCCGCGAAUAUUUAGAAAACCAUUUCUUGAAGUUUGUACCACGAAGUGACAAUCAAAAGGUUCUUUUACUUUUGGAUGGACAUCGCUCCCAUGUUUCUGUUGAUCUGAUAGAAUGGGCAAAAGAGCAGGGCAUAAUUAUCUUCAUUUUACCUGCACAUACUAGUCACAUCUUGCAGCCCAUGGAUGUCUCUUGCUAUGGUCCCUUGGAGAAAAUAUACAACAACCUGUGCCACAAAUUGAUGAGGGAGUCCUCUGCUACCAUUACCAGAUACAAUGUAUGUGAGGUUGCUGGCAAGGCAUACACUAGAGCACUUUCUCCAGAAAAUAUUCAGUCAGGAUUCAGGAAAUCAGGUAUCUACCCUUUGAAUCCUGAAGCGAUCAGAAUGGAAUAUCUGGCUCCAGCAGAGGUGUUUAAACAAAUUAGCCCUAUUACAAACACAACACCAAGUGAAAAGAAUACACAUGAAGAUGCGGAAAAUUUAGACAAUGAGGAAGAUAAUGGAGGUUUUGUAAUGGAAUUAGUGAACAAAGAGAAACACUUGAAGGAAAUAAAGAGUGAGCCAGUUACCAAGGAGAGAAAAACAUUGAGUAAGAUAGUGGCAGGGAAGGAAAUUUCUAAUGGAGUAAUUGAAAAAAUGGUGGAGCAUGAAAGAAAUCAGAAAGGAUCACAUGGGAAAAGAAAGUCAACUAGUGUGAAGAAAGCUGAACCUAAGAAGAAAAUUGUUUUUGUUGACGAGACUCAACAACCAGGACCAUCGGCUAUAAAUUUGAUUUCCGAUGAUGCCAUCAUUGAUUCAGACAGUGACACUGAGAACAUUGAUCCGUCAAAGCUUUGUUGCAUUUGUCACAGAUGGCAGCCAGAACAGAUCAGAAAUUGUGUUUCUUUAGUGUUUACUAAAUGGGCACAAUGUGACAGAUGCAACCACUGGGUUCAUUUAAUUUACUGCUCACCUGUCAGAUUUGUUAGGAGGAAUGACUCCUUCUUCUGUCCUCACUGUACAGAAGAGUGAUCAUAUUGUUUUAAUACAACUAUCCAAUAUUGCAUUGUUAAAUCUGUUGUCAAUUAUACUUUAUAAAUAGAACAUAUCAAUUCAAAAGAUGGAUUUACAUGUAUUAACUGUUAUCAAAUUUGUUCCAUUAUUUUUAUAGAUUUAUUGUGUUACUGUUUAUUUAAAUUAUUCAAUUUGUUAUAAUUAAAUAGAGUUUUAAAUAUUGUUAAAUGUAUUUUCAUAAUUUUUUAUACUGUGCAAUUCAUUGUUGUUAGUAUUGUCCAUUAUAAACGAAUGUUUAGAUUGCUUUGGCCUUAUAGUUUUGUUUAUAUCUGACGUCACGACUCUAGGACCAGGUUUCAAAAUGGCCGUCUCCGCUUCAUUGGUGCUUUCACUGCCCACUUAUUUAUUUAUGAAAUGAAAAAAAUAAUGAAAACAGUGUAAAGUUUUACGCAGAAAUAGAAGUGCUUUAGGUAUGUUAUAAAUAAUUUAGUGUCACAAUUUUAAUAAAGUGAUUAAAAUGACCGACAUUCUUAGGGUAACGACUCAUGGACCU
Magallana angulata is the source of this 2734-nucleotide messenger RNA. RefSeq lists its product as uncharacterized. The transcript has a single exon. NCBI's taxonomy places the organism in Eukaryota, Metazoa, Mollusca, Bivalvia, Ostreida, Ostreidae. Gene Ontology annotation, molecular function: DNA binding. The record is from RefSeq and is a predicted model, not a curated record. Gene Ontology annotation, cellular component: nucleus. The coding region runs from base 481 to 2199 and encodes 572 amino acids.